Molecule: messenger RNA, 495 nt
Organism: Stylonychia lemnae
Lineage: Eukaryota; Ciliophora; Spirotrichea; Sporadotrichida; Oxytrichidae
Source: the annotation of a GenBank genome assembly
AUGCCUAAAAAAGGAACUAAAGCCAAAAAGGAAAAGAAAGACGUCGAGGAGACCAAGGAAGCAGAUGAUGAGAGAUUCAAGAUCAACAUCCCCGAGCAUAACUGGAUUAGAUUAAGACUUAAACUAGUAAAUGCCCCUUCAGAGUUCAACUAUUUUGAUGAGCCGAUGAAAACCAAUGAGAGAAUAUUAGAAGUCAAGUAAAAAAUAGUCAAUUAUCAUGGGAGAAUCGAUCAAAUCUAGAUCUUUGACAGGGACCCAAACGCUGUUCUAACUUCUGGUACAAUGGUGGGAGAUGAUUCACACGACAGACCAAAAUUCAACGAAUAUUCAGAUGUGAGAAUGACAUUAUUUGAGAUCUUUAAGACGUACGGUGAGCCAACUAAGAAGCAAGCUAGGGAAUACACCUUAUACUACGACUUCCAUCCAUUUAAUAGCACUGAGCCCAUACUCUUAGCUUUGAUGGUCAAAGACCCAGAGACUAACAAGACUAUCUGA